Messenger RNA from Drosophila innubila, 1666 nucleotides. It is a transcript of the gene ND-49, whose product is annotated as NADH-ubiquinone oxidoreductase 49 kDa subunit. Lineage: Eukaryota; Metazoa; Arthropoda; Insecta; Diptera; Drosophilidae. Gene Ontology annotation, biological process: mitochondrial electron transport, NADH to ubiquinone. The transcript is spliced from 6 exons. Bases 89 to 1495 code for a protein of 468 amino acids. The record is from RefSeq and is a predicted model, not a curated record. Gene Ontology annotation, molecular function: NADH dehydrogenase (ubiquinone) activity; NAD binding; quinone binding.
CGCAUCAGCUGAUUGGCCACCGAACUUUGAUUUGACAGCUCUGUUUGGGUUACAAAAAAAGGCCCAAAUAACAUUAUAAGAAUUGAAAAUGUUUAGCAACGUUGUUAAGCAAUCGGUUCGUGCCGGAGUGCACAUUUUGAAAUCACAGUCACCAAUUGCAGCGGCAGGUGGCAGCGUUCUUAGUGCGAAUCAACAACGCGGUGCUGCAAAAUGGUAUCCCGAUCCGGAAUUCAUGAAACAAUUCAGCGGACCUGUGAUGUAUCCGGAUGAAGUCACUUCCCUGUGGCAAGUGCCGCCAUGGAACAGCAAAGUAGAACCCGUUGAAAAAUCUGUGCGCAAUUUAACACUGAAUUUUGGACCCCAACAUCCCGCUGCUCACGGAGUUUUGCGUCUUGUGCUGGAACUUGAUGGAGAGACUGUAAUGCGAGCCGAUCCACAUAUUGGUCUGCUACAUCGGGGCACCGAGAAGCUGAUCGAGUACAAGACCUACACUCAGGCUCUGCCCUACUUCGAUCGACUGGAUUAUGUGUCCAUGAUGUGCAACGAACAAUGCUACUCGCUGGCAGUUGAGAAGCUACUUAAUAUCGAUGUUCCACUGCGCGCCAAGUAUAUACGAACAUUGUUUGCUGAGUUAACUCGCAUACUCAAUCACAUAAUGGCUGUUGGCACUCAUGCCCUAGAUGUGGGUGCACUCACUCCGUUCUUCUGGCUUUUUGAGGAACGUGAGAAAAUGAUGGAGUUCUAUGAACGUGUCUCCGGAGCACGAAUGCAUGCUGCUUAUAUUCGUCCCGGCGGUGUCUCAUUAGAUAUGCCGCUGGGUUUGAUGGAUGACAUCUAUGAGUUUGCAUCGAAAUUCGCUGAACGAUUGGAUGAGGUGGAGGAUGUGCUCAGUACGAACCGAAUUUGGGUGCAACGUACCGAAGAUAUUGGUAUUGUGUCUGCCGAGGAAGCUCUAAACUACGGCUUCAGUGGUGUCAUGCUGAGAGGCUCUGGGAUCAAGUGGGAUUUGAGAAAGCAACAGCCAUACGAUGCCUACCAUCUAGUUGACUUUGACGUACCAAUUGGCACCAAGGGCGAUUGCUAUGAUCGUUAUCUGUGCCGCAUUGAGGAAAUGCGUCAAUCGCUGCGCAUUAUCGAUCAGUGUCUAAAUCAAAUGCCAGCUGGCGAAAUUAAAACUGAUGACGCCAAAGUGACGCCGCCAACGCGUUCCGAAAUGAAGACAUCAAUGGAAGCGCUUAUCCAUCAUUUCAAACUAUUCUCGCAGGGAUUCCAGGUACCGCCCGGUGCCACUUAUGCCGCCAUUGAGGCGCCAAAGGGUGAAUUCGGUGUAUACCUCGUAUCCGAUGGCUCAAGUCGUCCAUAUCGCUGCAAGAUCAAGGCCCCAGGAUUUGCCCAUUUGGCCGCACUUGAAAAGAUUGGCAAGCAACAUAUGCUGGCCGAUGUUGUUGCCAUUAUUGGCACCCUCGACGUUGUCUUUGGCGAAAUCGAUCGAUAGAUUAACUGAUCAAAAGAUUAAUGAAUAUAGUUAACUACAUACACAUAUAACAAGAUUGUUUUCUCUUUUGUUUUCUAACGAAUUGUGCAGCUUUGCUGGCGUUGAGAAUAUAAAUAAAUAAAUCUUAGUGAUGUGUAAUCAUAAAAACACAAUCCUAAUUUAAACACAUUA